AUGGCAAAAGACUUCAAUACGAAGAGGGAGCCUGAUGUCGAGGAGAGGAGUGAUUUUGAUAAGCGCAACCUGGGAAAGAAACUGUUGAUCUGGAACAACUGUCUCCACCCCUCGACUAAUGGAAGUCCACCCCUCCCCCGACCUUGGAAACCUCCACGCCCUCGUGCCACCCAGUUUACAGUGUCCGAGUAGGUUCUGUCAUUUCCUAAUUCAGUUUCCCUAGCCUUCAGGCGGGCUACCACAUCAUCCAAGGAAAUCUCGAUGGUGCUUUGGCGGAUAACGUUCAAUGUCGUUUCAAGUUGUUCCUGGUCUACACUCGCUUGAAUGAGGUACGUGAGUUGCUAGUCAGCUAUUACUUUGGCUGGCUUCAAACCCCCGAUCUGACUCCGUAGUCUCUUCAUUAGGCUCAGCUUGUCCUGAAUCGUCAUGGACUUUUGUUGUUCGACUCCGAAGAUUUGUCGGCACAAGUUCCAAUGGCAUUCUCCUUGCUUCAGCCCUCCUCCCCUCCUUAUGGCCAGGAACAAGGAAUCGCAGAAUCUGCAACUUGA
Messenger RNA from Hymenoscyphus albidus, 548 nucleotides. Lineage: Eukaryota; Fungi; Ascomycota; Leotiomycetes; Helotiales; Helotiaceae. The record is from the annotation of a GenBank genome assembly.